GCAUCUCUAGGUGUCAGGUGACCGGAUGUUGGUUCCCAAUCUUAGUUCCUCAGGUAAAUUGACAAUGGGAAUCAAGUUUUGGGAACUAGCUUCUUGGUUCUUUCUGGCUUGCCAGUGUACCAGAAAAUGGUUCGUAUUUUGGUUCCUCAGGUGUGUGGUGCGUACAUGUGCGUGGCGAACCAGAAAGUUGGUUCGUAUGUUGGUUCGUACCUGCAACGGCGUGCAGUACAGCAGUACAGCAGUACAGUAGUACGGUAGUACGGUAGUACGGUAGAACAGUAUCACGGUAGUACAGUAGAACAGUCCAAACAGAAUAAACAGGAGAAACAGCAGUUCGGCAAAACAGUAGUCCAGCAGAAUAGAAGAAUAACUAGAGAAACAGGGGAAGCAGGGGAAACAAGCGCUUUAUUUUCCUACAUCCAUCACUGCAACCAACUACAGAUUCUCAGAGGGCCCAAACAAACCGUACUCCUUCAUUGUGAUCUCAGACUCAACCAUGAUCCUUUGUGCUAGGCGUUGCAACUCCAGGGCCUGCAUAAAGGCAUCUUUUGGGUGCUUCUCAUAUGGCAGAAGGAUAGUUGUUGGCGGCGGAGGCACAAUGGUGCUGUUGUUAAUGAUAGUCGGCGCCUCGUUGUGCUGGCGUUGCGGUCUGAACACCGUGGUCGCGGGAUCGGACACGACGGUGCUGUUGCCCACGAGACUGGCUGGUGGGGUUGCGAGCCGAGUGUUGCGGCCGGAGGGGUCUGUGCAUGGGACGGAUGGUGGGGCGGGAGGAGGGGGCGGCGGCGGCGGCGGUGACAGCGGCGAUGGCGAUGGCGGCACCGGUCGCAGACCAGCGUUGCAUGUCGAAGCCGCCGGCGCCGGGAUCAAACAGACCGAGUAUGUCUUCGGUGGCAGGGGUUUGAUCGGGUCUUCGGCGGCCCAAGGAUUGAACGCCAUAUCGUCCUCCAGGCUUGCCCACCCGGUGUUGCCCGGCACGCAAGGCGUGUUGUCGACGGGGACGGAUGGAGCCUCGGGCGGGUGGGAUCGGUCGAGGGUGCUGUCGAGGGCGUGAGGUAAUGUCGGGCUCGGACAGUUCUAUUGUCUCGUUGAUUUGACGAAGCUGUCCUGUCUCCAAAGACAGAGUGCUUAGUCGGUUCACGAGGGCCUCGUCGGGUUGUCCAGCGGAUUGUGGUGCUCUUUGCCACCAAUCCGUCUUC
Colletotrichum navitas is the source of this 1199-nucleotide messenger RNA. RefSeq lists its product as uncharacterized. The transcript is spliced from 3 exons. NCBI's taxonomy places the organism in Eukaryota, Fungi, Ascomycota, Sordariomycetes, Glomerellales, Glomerellaceae. The coding region runs from base 497 to 1054 and encodes 185 amino acids. The record is from RefSeq and is a predicted model, not a curated record.